This is a messenger RNA of Elgaria multicarinata webbii, 2545 nucleotides long. RefSeq names its product tRNA splicing endonuclease subunit 54 (gene TSEN54). The record is from RefSeq and is a predicted model, not a curated record. Gene Ontology annotation, cellular component: tRNA-intron endonuclease complex. Gene Ontology annotation, biological process: tRNA-type intron splice site recognition and cleavage. Bases 6 to 1589 code for a protein of 527 amino acids. The transcript has 11 exons. NCBI's taxonomy places the organism in Eukaryota, Metazoa, Chordata, Lepidosauria, Squamata, Anguidae.
UUCCAAUGGAGUCUGAAGUGUCCCCUCGUGCGGGCCGCCGUUUGCUCAGCCCAGCAGAAUUGCUUGCAGCUCGCACACGUGAUCGGAAGGUCCCUCAACGCUCACAUGGUCAGAAAGAUUUCAUCCCUGAUGGAUCAAAAGAACAAGACGAGAGGCUGCAUCAGUGCCGGGAAGAGCACUGGCAACUUUUGGAGGAGGAACGUGUGGAGCGAUUGGGAAGUCUGGUGAAAGCUGAAUGGAAGCCCGAGGAGGGUAUUGCGGAGCUGAAAUCCCCAGCUGGGAAAUUCUGGCAAACCAUGGGGUUUGCGGAACAUGGAAAGCAAUGCCUACUGGCAGAAGAAGCCCUGUAUCUUCUGGAAUGUGGAUCUAUCCAGCUGUUGUACAAAGACCUGCCUAUGUCCAUCCAGGAAGCCUAUGAGAACUUGCUAUCCCAGAAGUUGGUGAGCCUGCUGAAGUACCAGGUAUUCAGUCACUUGAAGAGACUGGGUUACAUCGUCCUGAGAUUCCAUCCAAGUGCUGCUCCAACACCUUAUGAGAGGUUGCUGAAGCUGGAUAGCCACUACCAAAGUAAAGAGAAAGGCCACCACAAGAGGAGAAGGAGCUCCAGCCCUCGGCUGCAAGACAAGAAAUCCAAAGCAUCUGAGAAAUCUCAGGAAUGCAAAAAGUCACCAAAAAGGACCAGGAGGCAUCAUAAGAGUUCCAGCCCCCCAGCAUCAGAUAGCUCACCCAGGGAAAGAAUGAAGGUGUCGGAUCUUAACAUGGCAAUUGUGGAGCCAGUUCCAUCAUCCAGUGUCACAAGAGAAGAUGAUGACUCUCCAGCUUGUACUCGAGGUAACAAAGAGACUUCUAGGAAGACCUCUCCGGAGGGCCCCGAUGAUGUCUGCCGGUCCCGCUGGGAUUUCACCGCCAUUGCUUUCCCCAACAUGGGUGCAGAUUGCCUGCAAACGCUUCUGCCUGAGCCUGAUAAGAGGCUACUCCCGGAGAACAUAACAGUGCGGGAGGCUGAUGCAACCAGAUGGCGCAGGAAACUCAACCAGAAGCACGAGAGGCUGACCCGCAAGGAGCGGGAACAGCUGAAGUGGGAGAGCCGGUACAAAAGCAGCGUCAACGAGGAUAAGGAAGUCAGGCGCUGCUCCACCUGGCGAGCCUACAAAGCCCUUCUGGAAGAGAGGAGACAGUGGAAAGAGAGGACCUGUCCCUCACACCUCUGGGAACAGGCAGUCACCCCGCUUGUGAAGCCAGACCAAGGGCUGUCAACAGCCGAUAUUCUUCAAAAGAUCGGUGUGUUCCAGCCCUCCCACAUCCUGGAUGAGGCAUCUCAACUGCAGAACAAUUGCACAGAUCUGAAAAUCGAUUUUGAUGUGUAUCAAGCGGAUGUAGCUUCUAAGUUUAAGAAGAACGAUCCCGGGAAGCCAUGUGUCCGGAUAUGCGUUCGAAGGUUUGAUGAGCAAAUCCCAUCCCUAAGGGCAGUGAAGCAGCUUACUUACCAAAGUGGAGACGUCCCAGUGGUCUUUGCACUAGUAGACAACGGAGACAUCGCUUUCUACUCUUUUAAACAGUUCAAGCUGCCAACUGAUGUAUAUCCCUGACAUUGCUGCUGAAACCUGGGAGAAGCAUCUUUGGGACUGAUGUGUGUUUAUAUGAAAUGUUACUCGGGACUUCACUUCUGUUUUGUUCAUCUGGAUACGACACUGAAUGUACCAACACUGUGCUAAUUCCAUGUGGCAAGAAAUUGCCUAUGCACAAAAGCAAAAAGUAGUUCAAAUACAUACGUGCACAUACACACAAUCUUUCCUGGACAAAAACACACAACUGUUUUAUUCUUUUAAUACAUAAAUUCCCAAGCUUUAGUCUGAUUAUUACCCCCUCUUGUGGGCUAUAGAAUGAGUACCAUUAUGUUUAGCAUUGUGCUUCUGCAAAUCUGGAAUGGCUUAUUAGUUAAGUGGGUGCCUGGGAUCCACCAAGUGGCAGAGCCAUGGGAGAAACAGCCACUAUUGCAUGAUGGUGGUUUCUAGCCACAGAGCCAAGCACAGCCAGUGAAUAUAUGAGGAUAGUCUCCUGUUUCUGAGUGCAUAGGCCAUUCAUCAGGUGCUUUUUCUUCAACCUGCCACAGGGAACGAAACAAAAUGCUGAGAACUUACAGAAAUAUACCACCACCUUUUUUUUUGGUGGUUCCAUAAAGUUAGUAAACUUUCAAUUACGUAGUGCUCAAGUCAUCAUGACUAGAUUGCCAUGAUCUGCCCCUGCUUCCCAGCAUCUCUCCUGGAUGCAGUUUGAUAUUUUGUGUUGCGAAUCACCAUCUGUAUCACCAAGUUUAUUUAUAACCCUUUGGACUUUUUUCAGAUACCAGAUUUCUCUCUUUACUAUGGAAUUGCUAUGGUAGUUAGACCCAGCAGUGUUGUCAGGAUAAAAGGAACUGGAUGUUUUUCUGUUAAGAAAUAGUUUUCAUGAGGAAUUUUUAAAAAAAAAUUAGAGGCAGUUUUAUUUUAGGAGGUCUAUGGAGCUAACGUAAGAGGCAAAAGCAAUAAAAUACUCUUUGUGUUAA